AUGGCGCCGAAACGCAGGCCCGUCAACGUCGUGCGGUCGGGCAACGCUGGCAAUUCUUCGAAACCCACCAAACCGGAUGCCAAGGACGGCAAGGGCGGCAAAGAUGGCAAAGACGGCGCGCCAGAGGCUCCUCCCAGACCCCCACCCCUCUUUCCUGUCGGGUACAAGAGCCCCGUGACGCAGCUGAACGAAAAGUGUCAAAAGGCCGGUUGGGAGCGGCCCAGUAUCGAGACAAAAGCCAACCCGAGGUCCAACCCGCAGACAUUCUCGGGCACGGUGGUCAUGCGCAAGCGCGUGAGCAAGAAUGUGUAUGAUCUCGACACGGUGCGCAUGACGCCUCACCCGCCGCUCGAGGUCGAGGGCGAGAUGAUGGCAAAGCACAUGCUGGCCACCUAUGCCAUGUUCCGGUUCUGCAACCACCUCCCCAUGGCGCUCACCCUCCCGCCCACCAUCAGGCCGUACUGGACCACGUUGCUCGCCGAGAAGGCGGCCGCUGCGGACCACCAGGACUGGCAGUGGGCCGCGGACCCGUUUGCGGCCAAGCACGAGGUGGAGGCGCGGCAGAAGAAGCGUGUGGACAAGGAGGCGGCAGUGGCGAAUGGCGGUGGUGGAAGCGGUGGUGGCGGAGACAGUGCGCGUGGGUCGGGCCGCUCGACGCCGGCUGGUAAAGGUGGUCACGACGGUAGCAGCGGAGGCAAGCACUGGGAGGAGGCGCCCGAGGUGCGCAUGGCGCCUGCUUUGCGCGAGAUGAUCGAGGGGACUGUGAAGAAAAUGAUGAAGAGGUUUCCCUCGGCGGUGGUGGACGCUACACGCGAGAUGGGUGCCGGCUCGUCGGGAGCCACUCCAGCUGGCACGCCAGGCGCGAGCGGUGCAGCUACUCCAGCACUGGACAUUGCACCGCUCCAAGCACAGCUCACGACCCUCGGUUUCCGCCCUACACACAUUACGUCCUGCCUGUCCGCCCUGUCUGCGGCCAACGCUCGCCUGCACUCGGGCGGUAACACGAACAAGGACCCGCUCGUGCUCAGUCUGAGUAUCCUCAGUCCUCUGGAAGCGGCCAUCGAGUGGCUUCUGCUGCAUUUGCCAGAGGAUGACCUCCCGCCUCGCUACAGGCCGAGCUCGAGUGCCGCCGACAUGAUCACAGGUGCGAGUGUGGCCAAGGGCGGCAAGUCGGCCCUUGUCCGCGGAUGGCUCGUCGACAAGCUCGUGCGCAAGGCUGGCUUCCCGCGUAAAGUCGUGGAGACGACCGUCAAGGACGAGGACCGUCAGAGUCUGGCGCUGGAAAUCCUCGGCCGGCGGUUGUGUGGAUGGCAUGGCGAGGCCGACGGCGGCUGGGGUGGCGCCGAGGUGAUGCCCUUCCCGGAUGACGCCGAUAGCGAGAGGGAAGAGCGCGACAUGAUGCGCGAGGAGGAGAUGCUCGCCCUCGAAGCAGUAUUGGACGACCGGUUUGUGCGCGAGGAGAACGAGGACGGCAUUGAGCUGGCCGUCACGAUGGAGUAUGGCACCGACAAGCUGGUCCUCAAUGUCACCUUUGACAAGUUUUCACCCUACCCAUCGGCGCAGUAUCCGACCCGCCCGCCCGCCUUCUUCCUCACCUCGGACACGCUGCCGUCCUACAUGCGUCUGCACCUGCACCAGCAAAUGUUGGCGGCGUUCCGUGACCCCGCGAGGCACGACCUCACCUCCGUGCUCGAGGCGGGAACCGGUGGUGCCGUGCUGAGCAUGGUCGAGCACCUCGAGGGUGCUCUGCCUGCGGUCAUCGAGGCACCUCCUGACAUUGCCGACGUUACGCGCCACCUCGUCCCCCGCGUGGACUCUGACGACGAUGACGAGCCCGUUGCAGUGGCAGCCAAGAAGGUUCAGAAGACUCGUCGCAAUGGACCUCGCCGCGCGCCUACAAAGGAAGAACACGCCGCUGUCGCUGCUGCCCAGGCGCGUCUGUUCGCCAACCCGGACUAUGCUCCCAUGCUGGCCGACCGCGCCAAGCUCCCGGCGUGGAAGUCGCGCGACGCAAUUUGUUCCGCCCUCGAUUCCAACCGCGUACUCGUCGUCGUGGGUGAGACUGGUUGUGGUAAGAGUACCCAGCUGCCCCAGUUCCUCCUCGACCACGAGAUUGCCCACGGACGCGGAGCGAGCACGAACAUUAUUGUCACUCAACCCCGUCGUGUCGCUGCCAUGGGUGUCGCUGCUCGUGUGGCACAGGAACGUCUCGAGGAUGUCGACAAGAGGCCCGAGUCGGUCGGUUACGCCAUUCGUGGCGAGCGCGCCGCCGGUCCCGAGACCAAGGUCCUCUUCUGCACCACGGGUAUCGUUCUCCGCCGCCUGGGUACAGGCGACGCAGACCUUUCUGGGGUCUCGCACGUCGUUGUCGACGAGGCGCACGAGCGUGGUGUCGACACUGACCUGCUCAUCUGUCUCCUCCGUGACCUUCUUGAGCGUAACAAGACCAUCAAGGUUGUUCUCAUGUCUGCUACGAUCAAUGAACAAAUCUUCAUCGACUACUUUGGCGGCUGCCCGUCGCUCACGAUCCCCGGAUUCACGCACCCUGUCGAGGACCACUACCUCGAGGACGUUAUCCCGCACAUCAGCUACCAGCCGUCGCCGUCGCGCUUUGGCCCCAAGAUGAACGAGGAGCAGAAGACAGCCAUGCGCAAAGACUAUGAAAAGCUCGGUCUGGCGCCCAACGACUUGCGGUCGCUCGAGAUUCUCUCCCAGUCGGACCGUAUCGACUAUGGGCUUGUCGCUGCCACUGUCAAGCAUAUCUGCAAGACUGCUCCCUCGAACAGCGGUGCCAUCCUCAUCUUCAUGCCUGGUGUCAUGGAGAUUAGGCAGUGUGUUGCCGAGCUCCAAGGCGCCGACCUGGGUCUCGUCGAGGUCUUGCCCCUGCAUGCCAACCUGUCCAGCGCGGAACAGCGCCGCGUCUUCAUUCCCACUGCCCCCCGACGCAAGAUUGUCGUGGCCACCAACGUUGCCGAGACGUCCGUCACUAUCCCCGAUGUCGUGUACGUGGUCGACUCUGGCCGUGUCAAGGAGACGCAAUACGACGCCGAAAACGGCAUGCAGCGCCUGGUCGAGGCAUGGACGUCACGCGCGUCGGGCCGCCAGCGUCGUGGUCGUGCGGGCCGUACCCAGCCCGGCCAGUGCUACAAGCUCUACUCGAAACGUACCGAGAACAACUCGAUGCCGCGGUUCCCCGUUCCCGAGAUUCUUCGCACGCCGCUCGAGGCCCUGUUCCUGCAAGUCAAGGCCAUGAACGAGGAGACGGACGUCAAGGCGUUCCUGUCGCGCGCGAUCGACCCGCCCAAGAUGAACGCCAUCGACACGGCUUGGCAGACGCUGCUGGACCUCGGCGCGGUCGAGAGCGAAAAGCACACGUCAAAGCUCACGGCCAUGGGCCGGCACAUGUCCUUGCUGCCCGUGGACCUGCGUCUUGCCAAGAUGCUUGUCCUGGCUACGAUAUUCAAGUGUCUCGACCCCAUCCUCACCGUCGCGGCCCUCCUGUCCUCGAAACCCCUCUUCACGGCGCCCAUGGACAGGAGGGACGAGGCGCGCAAGGCGCGUGAAUCGUUCGCCACGGCCCGUUCGGACCUGCUUACAGACGCCAAGGCGUUCGCCGCCGUUGCGGGCUUGAGGCGCGGCGAGCAGCGGUCCUUUUGCGAGCGCAACUUUGUCUCGCCCUCGACGGUGCGGGACAUUACCUCUCUGCGCGGCGACUUUCUCUCUGCGCUCUCGCAGAUUGGCUUUGUCGGGUCGUCGUCGGCCGCCCUGGCCGCGGCGUCUGUCAAUGCCAACAUGGACAACUUGGUCAAGGCCAUCAUCGUCGGCGGUCUGUAUCCGCGCGUGGCGCGCAUCGCGCUCCCCGAGGCGCAGUACGAGCGCAUCCACGCCGGCGCGAUCCAGAAGGACCACGAGGCCAAGCAGGUGAAAUUCUUCGACUCGGCAGGCCGCGUGUUCCUCCACCCGUCCUCGAUCCUGUUCGACGAAGCCGGCUGGAAGAAGGGCUACCUCGCGUACUUUUCAAAGGCCGAGACGUCCAAGGUGUUCCUGCGCGACGCGACCGAUGUGCCCCUGUACGCGCUGCUGCUGUUCGGCGGCGCCAUCACCGUCAACCACUGGGCCGGCGGCCUCAUGCUCGGUAAAGACGGCAACGUCAAGCUGCGCGCCGCGACGCGUAUUGGCGUGCUGUGCGCCCAGCUCCGGCGCCUGCUCGAUGCCCAGCUCGCUGAAAAGGUCGAGAGCCCGCACGGCGCCGCGGAUAUCCGCGACGACGUCACGGGUGCCAUGAUGGCCCUGCUCGCGCGUGAUGGCCUCAACGCGUAA
Messenger RNA from Apiotrichum porosum, 4320 nucleotides. RefSeq lists its product as uncharacterized. Bases 1 to 4320 code for a protein of 1439 amino acids. The record is from RefSeq and is a predicted model, not a curated record. The transcript is spliced from 5 exons. Gene Ontology annotation, molecular function: ATP binding; RNA binding. Lineage: Eukaryota; Fungi; Basidiomycota; Tremellomycetes; Trichosporonales; Trichosporonaceae. Gene Ontology annotation, cellular component: intracellular anatomical structure.